AUGGCUCAAGCAAUCUCAGCAACAGAGCGGCGACCAUCUGUCCUCCAGCUGCUUAAGAGAUACCACAUCAUUACUCUCCCACGACAGCAGCUUGCAAGCAUGCUUCCACCUAUCCGGCCUCGGCAGUACUCCAUCUCGUCGUCGCCGCGAGCGCUUCCCACGUCUCUUACCAUCACCUGGUCUCUGAUCACGCACGCCACCCCGGCAGCCUUGCCAGGGCAAGAUCCAACUCCCGGUCUGGCGUCACACUUCCUGGCCAGCCUCAAAGCAGGAGAUACUCUGAAUUGCUCGGUACGGCCCGGCCAGCCUCGAUUCAGUCCGCCAGCAGACCCAAUCUUGACACCCACAAUCAUGAUCUGUGCCGGUGCCGGCCUGGCACCAUUCCGGGGCUUCGUACAAGACCGCGCAGAAAGAUUGCGCCAAAACCCGGACCUCGCCAGCAAGGUGGCCCCCGCGCUGCUAUACAUCGGCUGCCGCGCCCCGGAGCACGCGUUGUACGCCGCCGAGCUGCAAGGCUGGCAGGACUCCGGCGCCGUGGAUAUACGCCAUGCGUACUCGCGACAAGGGGCUCGGCCGGAUGACCACCUGGGCUAUGUGCGGGACCGGGUCUGGGCGGACCGAGACGAGCUUGUGCAGAUAUGGGAAGACGGCGCGAAGGUCUAUGUCUGCGGCAGCCGGGCCGUCAGCCACGGCGUUCGAGAUGUGGUGCAGAGGAUUUACAGAGAGCAGGCGGAGGAGAGGUGCGAGAGCAAGACCGAUGCUGAAGUUGAAGGGUGGUGGGUUGAGAUCCUGCGGGAUAGAUAUGCGGCAGAUGUUUUCUGA
Messenger RNA from Diaporthe citri, 822 nucleotides. RefSeq lists its product as uncharacterized. Bases 1 to 822 code for a protein of 273 amino acids. NCBI's taxonomy places the organism in Eukaryota, Fungi, Ascomycota, Sordariomycetes, Diaporthales, Diaporthaceae. Gene Ontology annotation, cellular component: cytosol. The transcript has a single exon. Gene Ontology annotation, molecular function: NADPH-hemoprotein reductase activity; FMN binding; flavin adenine dinucleotide binding. The record is from RefSeq and is a predicted model, not a curated record.